Molecule: messenger RNA, 4747 nt
Organism: Salvia miltiorrhiza (redroot sage)
Lineage: Eukaryota; Viridiplantae; Streptophyta; Magnoliopsida; Lamiales; Lamiaceae
Product: protein SLOW GREEN 1, chloroplastic
Exons: 3
Coding region: 188-1282 (364 amino acids)
Molecular function (GO): protein binding
Source: RefSeq, a predicted model, not a curated record
GUAAUGCGUAGUUUGAUCAGAAAUUCCCCUCAAAAAACAAAAAAAAAAAGAUCAGAAAUCAACUUAAAUUUGGAUAUUUGAGUAAAUAUUGGAAAUUCAGUAAGACUGGAUGUUUGCAUUUUCCUGAUUCGCACUUCAUCACAAGGGUUUAGAGCUCACUCUUUCUAAUUCUCUAAACCCCAACGCCAUGAACCCUAUCAAUUCCACCGCCGUUAAGCCCACCGCCUUCCACCUCCCGCCUCUCAAUCCCCACCGCCCCUCAUCUUCCAAGCCCCUAUCUUCCCUCUCCCUCAGAUUCCCGCCUCCGCCGCUGCCUCACUUCUCUCUCCCCACUAUCCGCGCUUCUCUGCCCAGUCCCAGCCCUAAUCGUAAAAAUUCCGAUAAAACCCCUAAAUUGUUCAAAUUUCAGACCCCCAGCCACAAAGCCGCCGCCGAAAGCUCCUUAAAUCCAUUUCUGGCCCCUCUCAAAACUGCUCUGGCCACCACGGUCGCCGCCGCGGCGCUUUUAUUUUCUGGAUUUUAUUUGUCGUGUAAACCCGCAAUUACCGCCCCGAUUUCACCGCCUAAUGUAGAGACAGCUGAAAGGGAUUCCACUGCGGAUGAAGAAAGGGAAAAAUCUAUUGAAGAGCACUUGGUUUCCAAUCCUGACGAUGUUGAGGCACUCAAGACAUUGAUGGAGAUGAAGAUAAAGAGCAAAAAGAUUCCCGAAGCUAUUGAGAUUAUCGACAAAUUGGCGGAACUCGAGCCGGAGGAAGUUGAGUGGCCAAUGAUGAAAGCCCAUCUGUUUGCUUACAAUGGUGAGUUUCAGCUAGCUAGAAACGGCUUCUAUGAGCUGGUGGAGAAGGAUCCCUUCCGCGUGGAGGCCUAUCACGGGCUGGUGACUGUGGCGUCGCAGGAGGAGUCGAGCGAGGCAUUGGUGGCUAUUGAGAGGAAAGUUGAAGAGGCAAUGGCAUUAUGCAAGAAGGAAAAUAAGAAGACUGAUAUGAGGGAUUUUAAGCUGUUGCUUGCUCAAAUUAGAGUGCUCGAUGGGAAGUAUGACGAUGCAUUGAAAUUUUAUCAGGAGUUGGUGAAGGAGGAGCCAAGGGAUUUCAGGCCGUAUCUUUGUCAGGGAAUAAUUUAUACCUUGUUGAGGAAAAAUGGGGAGGCUGAGAAGAGUUUUGAGAAAUAUAGGAGAUUGGUUCCUAAAGGACACCCUUACGCCAGCUAUUUCGAUGAGAAUAUGAUUGCUACUAAGCUUUUCGCACAGAAGGUGGAGAAUGAGAGAGCUAUGGCAAAGAAUUAGGGAAGUUGUGAUGUUUUGUUUUGUAGCCAGAGAACUGUUGCUGAUGAUGAAGGUGAAGGUAUAUUGAUUCUUAUGUAAGGCCAAAAUGAGUCCAUUUAUUUGAAAGAAGUGGUGCCCGGUGGAAAUACUUGAUGCAGAAUGAGGAAUUUGAAACGCUAUGUCUAAGUAGAUAUUCAGGGCUUCUUAUUAAUAUCCAUGUAUGUGACAGACUCAUAGUUCUGUAAUCUGUCUCCCUGGGGUUGAGCAUGUUCUUGUGGCGAUGAAUGCCACACGGCCAUUAGCCUAGUCUCUUUCAUCAUAUAAUGGCUGCUAGAACAUUUCUUCGGAGAAUAAGUUCAUGGAUGUAUGCAGCGAGCUAUGACAUUCUGGUGGCAGUAUGUCGAGCUUCAGCGUCACUGUUCAACGUCUCAAUGAUACAAACAUUUGAAUGUGAUUUUGUGAAGAUCGAAGCUGUUUGCUGGUUGCAGUUGGACAUAUUUACCUUGCACUAACCGCUCUUCUAUUUUGAUAUUCUCCAACAAAGUUGACAUGGGUUCGCUCAGCCCAGACUUUUGUAAGUGCGUUAUGUUUUAGUAGUAUGUUGAUGAUAAUAAUGGCUUGAAUUUGUUUUAUUUUUUGACUUGUAUGCCGAAAAAUUGCAGGGUGUGAGUAUCGGCUAAAUUUAUAAUGUAACACAUAAAAUCUUAUUGAAUUGUUUGGUACUUGGAAGCAUAUUUGUCUUCUUAAAUAACAAAAUAUAGGACAAACUUGCUUCUGAGUUAAAAUCCUAUUCUGAAAAAAAUUCAACUUUAGUUCUUUUCAUUAUAAAAACAAUCGCUCCGACCAUCUUAAAGUUUUUCAUGGUUUUAAUUUGUCGAAAUUGGGCUGUCUAUCUGAUCAGCUAUAUCAAAAGUUUGGUUGAACAUUUGCAUAAAAUAACUAUAGUAGAUAUUUAACAAUACUAUGCUCCUAUUAUUUUAUUUUUUCAGUUGAGUGAGUGGAAUAUAGAGACGCGAAUCAUGUUCAUGCAUUUAUAUUAAGGUCAAAAUAUUACAAAAUUCUUUGAAGAUUUUAUGAUUUUUUUAGUUUAGUGAGUGGAAUAUAGAGACGCGAAUCAUGUUCACUCAUUUAUAUAAAGGUUAAAAUAUUACAAAAUUCUUUGAUGAUUUUAUGAUUUGAUGUUGAUACAACCGUUUGUUAUGUUAUUAGAAAUUUUUGAAACAAACCCUUGAUAGACUUGAUGUGCCGGUUCUGUUUUUACUACGCAUGCGAGUAGCAUCAUAAUUUAUUGGUAGUUGUCAUGUCGAUACCUGUAGAUGGACAUUUCAUUCAAUUUAAAUUAUUCACCACAAUUUUCGACUUUUAUGCUUAUUAACAUAUUAAUCUACUUCUUUUGUAUGAUUUGCGCAGACCAUUGUACAGAAAUUAGGGUGAUCCAAUACCCACAAAAAAAUAGCAGCUGCGAGUUAUCAAAAUAAAAUAAGAAUCUCCAUAAUUUUUUUGAAAGGAAACUCUCAAUAUUGACAUAUGCUUAGGGAUGUCAAUGCAGCCCGAAACCCGUGGGCCGACCCGAAUAACCCGACAAAAUUAGAGGGUUAGGGUUGAAAAAUAGCAACCCGAAAAAACCUCCAACCCAAUUAGCCCGCACCCGACUAAUCCGGAACCCGAUAGGACUAGCCCGAAAACCCGAUGGGCUAACCCGAUUGACAUCCCUACAUAUGCUACCAUAUUAUUGUUAUUAUUAUGAAAUUAAAUUUGGAUGUAACAAAAGAUUAUAGAAAUGAUGGACUAUAUCGAUGAAAUGAUAGUCUGCCCAAAAUGGAGAUCGUAGAUGAAGACUUGUCUCUUGUCUGUAAUCAUGUCGGUUCUGGUGAAUGGUAGUCCUUCGGGUGAAUUCUCCCUGCAAAGAGGUCUUAGACAAGGAGACCCUAUAUCUCCGUUUCUCUUUCUCAUCGCGGCAGAAGGAUUUAAUUGUUUGGGUUAGUUGGGAUAGAGUGUGUUCUAGUAAGUCUGAUGGUGCUCUAAGAGUUAGAGAUGUAAAAGUUUUCAAUUUGGCUCUUAUUUGCAAAUGGUUCUAGAGAUUUGCUAAAAAUCAAAAUUCUCUUUGGGUGAGGGUUCUUAGAUCUAGAUAUGGGGUGUUGUCUGAUGGUUUUAGAGAUCCGAUUAAUGUAAAUUCAGUUUCUUUGUAGUGGAAAUAUUUUUUGCCAAAACAUCUCUUUUUCUUUAGGUAAUGGGUUGUCUAUUAUGUUUUGGGAGGAUCUUUGGUUUCAGGGGAGGCUUUUAAAUAUAAAUUGUGGAAUUUGUAUUGCUUAUCUUGUCAAAAAGGUUUGAAGGUUGGGGAGAUGGGUGUUAUCAGAGAAGGAGAGUGGGUUUGGAAACUUUGAAUGAGCAGAGGAAUGAGCUUGGACAGAGGAAUCACUCGGGUCAGAGGAAUCGCUGAAGUCAGAGGAAUGCUCCACUCACAGACAGUCAACGGCAGAAAUGACCACUUUACCUGGGAAGCGUCAGAGCAGAGGAAUCAUCUGUUCGCAGAGGAAUCCAAAACUCCCCGAUACACACGGGUCUCUGUCUCUGAGCAGAGGAAUGAGCGAAGGCAGUCGAAAUUACCAUAAUACCCCUAACCACGCGGGGAACGUGACUUCAAGACUGAAAUUACUAUUUUGCCCCUAAAGUGUAUUCUAUAAAUACCCAUGCACUUGUACCAUGUAUUUUUACGCGCACGCUUUCUCAAUACAACAAAAGAAAACUCUUUUUUGUUCUCGGCAAUUCAAUUCCACUCAACUCUCUUUCGAUUCUAACGUUCGAUACUAGGUAAAACUCACAAUCCGAUCAUGAUUCACCAGUUAAAACACUACCCACUCAAUUACGAUUCACCACAUCCAUCUAUGGACAACUCCAUCUCGUGGAAGGGUUCAAGCACCAGAAACUUCACAACAAAAGAGAUGUACGCACUCAUUCACAAAACUCUUUACUUGGUGGACAACGUCCCGGUUGCAUUCAAGGCCAUUUGGUUAAAAUGCAUCCCUUGCAAAGUAUCAUCCUUUGUUUGGAAGGGUUUUGAAAACAGGAUCCCAUCAAGAGACAAUUUGGUGAAGAGAGGAAUUUUGCUUGAGAAUGACGACUACAACUGUCCCCUCUGUUAUUCUCAUUUGGAGACCAUUGAGCAUACUCUAUUGUUGUGCUCUUUCUCUAUUCAGGUGUAGAACAAUAUCUGUAAGUGGUUGAAAAUUUCUUCCACUUCUUCCUCGUCAAUUCUGGAUCAUUUCUACGAGUUUGUAGAGAAAGGUGGGGAUAAGGCUGAAAAAUUGAUGUGGAGAUGGUUAAAGGCAUUCUAUCCUAGCAUUUUCUGUUACUCAUCCCACAAGUGAUUUUUAGAUCCUUUCAGUUAUUGCCUGUCGAAAUUGUCUUGAGCUUCUUUUGAUGGAGGCUGCGUGUACUAUACUUUGUUUUGUACGGAUUUGAGUACCCCUUGUACUCUUUCUUGAU